Molecule: messenger RNA, 1728 nt
Organism: Chenopodium quinoa (quinoa)
Lineage: Eukaryota; Viridiplantae; Streptophyta; Magnoliopsida; Caryophyllales; Amaranthaceae
Exons: 5
Coding region: 1-1728 (575 amino acids)
Source: RefSeq, a predicted model, not a curated record
AUGAAGUUUGGCUCUUCUUGGCUUUGGAUGUGCAAUUAUGAUCAUUCUCCCAAAGGAAGGAUUUGGCUUGGUUGGAAUGCAGAUAGAGUAAAUGUUAAUGUCUUGAAGAUUCAUGAACAGUUCAUUCAUUGUACUGUAUCUUCUAAGGAUCUCUCUACUCAAAUUCAUCUCACUAUUGUCAAUGGGCUUCACUCCAUUCAUGAUAGGCUUCCUAUGUGGGAAGGAAUUAGGAGCAUCUCUAUUCAGCAUUCUUCUUGGCUUUGUGCUGGUGACAGUUUGGUUGAUGAUUUGGACCUCACUGAGGUCAAGAGCAAAGGAGCCUUCUACUCUUGGUCAAAUAAGGCUCACACUAGUCCUAAAACUCUUUCUAGGAUUGAUAGAGUCUUUGGUAACCAAGCUUGGCUGGCCUCUCAUGGGCAUGUUGAGACUGUCUAUCUCCCCCCCUCUUUAUCUGAUCACAGUCCGGUUCUGUUAGAUGUUUGUUCUGCCCCUGCUUGGAGAGGUAGACCUUUCAGGUUUCUAAACUGUAUUGCUGAUCAUCCUGAUUUCCUUGAUACUGUUUCUCAGGCUUGGGGUUUUGGUAGUUCUGUUUGGCAGAAGCUUAAUUCUGUGAAGUCUAGUAUCAAGUCUCUUAAUAGCAAGCAGUUUGGCAACAUUGAGGAGAAGAUUGAUCAAGCUAAUGUUGAGCUUGCUGGAAUUCAGAACUUAAUGGCUCAGAAUCCUGAUGAUUUGGAUUUAUAUGCUAAGGAAUCUGAUGCUAUUAAGAAUAGACAAGCAAGGAAUAGAAUUGACUCCAUCUUUUACUCUAACCAGGUUUUGCUUAAGGAUCCGGAUGCUAUUUCUCAUGAAAUUAUCUCCUUCUAUAAGUCUCUUUUAGGGACUCAGGCUCCUUGGCUUCCUGCUGUUGACCUUGUUACUAUUAGGAGGGGUAAACAGCUUAGCUCUGUUGCUCAGAGUUAUCUUAUUCAGCUUGUUUCUCAUGCUGAACUUAAUGCUGCCCUUAAGGGAAUUGAUAACACUAAAGCUCCUAGUAUUGAUGGCUUUAACUCCUUUUUCUUUAAGAGAACUUGGCAUAUUGUGAGAGAUGAUAUUUAUGCUUGUUUUAUUGAUUUCUUCACUAAAGGGACCAUGCCUAAGCAAUGGAAUUGCACAACUAUCACUCUUGUUCCUAAAAUCCCUAGUGCUUCCCAUCUCAUUUCUAAGGUCAUAACUACUAGACUUGCUGCUAUCAUUGGUGAGGUGAUUGAUGAUGUUCAGACAGAGUUGAGAGAGCUUCUUGGUGUUUCUCAAGGUACUAUUCCUUUUAGGCCUUUGGUGGAGAAGGUAACUGCUAGAAUCCAAGGGUGUAUGGCUAAACACUUGUCCUAUGCUGGGAGGCUUCAGUUGGUGAAGAGUGUGAUGUUUGGUAUUCAAACAUUUUGGGCUCAAAUUUUUAUCUUGCUAAAGAAAAUUCUGAAAGAGAUCGAGGCUAGAUUCAGGUGCUUUCUUUGGACUGGAUCCUCUGCCCCUGCUAAGAAAUCUUUGGUUGCUUGGAAUUAUGUUUGUCUCCCUAAAGUCUGUGGUGGCUGGAACUUGCUUUCUCUUCCUGAGUGGAAUAAAGCAGCUGUCACUAAGUUACUUUGGGAUAUUGCUCACAAGCCUGAUAAUAUUUGGGUUAAAUGGGUCCAUAUCUAUUAUUUCAAGCAUAAAGAUCGUUGCACCACUCCUACCCCUGCUAAAUGCUAUUAG